This is a messenger RNA of Danaus chrysippus (African queen), 222 nucleotides long. NCBI's taxonomy places the organism in Eukaryota, Metazoa, Arthropoda, Insecta, Lepidoptera, Nymphalidae. The record is from the annotation of a GenBank genome assembly.
AUGUUCAUCAACGCGACACGACUGCCCCCCCCCCUCCGCCCCCGUUCUCUCACACUCUCCCCCGCUCUGCCCCCUCCCUGUCCCCCCUCAGCGGGCGGCGGGAGGAGAGACAGGGACAGGUGCACUCCUCAUAUAUAUCAACUCCCUUUGCUGCAUCUCGCGCCACAAGUUUCAUACGAAAACUACCCGCGCUGCGCACCCAUGGACACACAACGACAAUGA